Molecule: messenger RNA, 2629 nt
Organism: Monodelphis domestica (gray short-tailed opossum)
Lineage: Eukaryota; Metazoa; Chordata; Mammalia; Didelphimorphia; Didelphidae
Product: olfactory receptor 51G2-like
Biological process (GO): G protein-coupled receptor signaling pathway
Cellular component (GO): plasma membrane
Molecular function (GO): G protein-coupled receptor activity; olfactory receptor activity
Source: RefSeq, a predicted model, not a curated record
UUCAUUAACAUGUUUUUGAAAAGUGUGCAUUAACUAAAUUGCAUUGAAUGAAACAAGUCUACUGGUGUUUCCUUCUCCAGGAUGAGCAUUAUAAUAUUCAUAUUUCAAUUAUUGUCAUUUAAGAACAUUUACUUUUCUUUUCCAGGUGAAACAAGUUCAGAAUUUAGAGACACGGCAUAAGCAUGAUGUCUCCUUUGAAUAACUCAGACUUCAUAUUCUCCACUUUCCUGGUGACAGGAAUCCCUGGACUAGAGACUAUGCAUAUGUGGCUUUCUAUUCCAUUUAGCAUGAUGUUCUUUGUGACCUUGGCAGGCAAUAUCACCAUAAUGUGGAUUAUCUGGACUGAGAGAAGCCUCCAUGCUCCCAUGUAUCUCUUUCUGGCAAUGCUGGCAGCCUCAGACCUGGGUUUGUCUCUCUCUGCAUUCCCUACACUUCUAAGGAUCUUAUGGCUGGAGGCCCGAGAAAUGAGUUUCUCUGCUUGUUUCACCCAGAUGUUCUUCAUCCACACCUUCCAGAAUUUUGAGUCAGCUGUGAUUCUGGUCAUGGCCUUUGAUCGCUAUGUGGCAAUUUCUAAACCCUUGCACUAUGCCUCCAUCCUCACCAGCAGUGUAAUUGCCAAGAUUGGUUUGGCCAUUUUAUUACGAACACUGACAGUUGAGGUACCCCUUCCCAUCUUGCUUAGGAGGCUACACUUCUGUCGCUCUAAUGUGCUCUCUCACUCCUACUGCCUACAUCCAGACAUCAUCAAACUCUCCUGCUCAGAUACUAGGAUAAAUAGCAUCUUUGGCUUGCUCACUGUCCUUUCCACCAUGAUCUUUGACUUUCUCCUCAUUCUCUUCUCCUAUGUCCUGAUCCUAAAGACUGUGCUGAGCAUUGCAUCCCAUGGGGGACGCCUCAAAGCUCUCAACACCUGCAUCUCCCAUCUCUGUGCUGUGGUGCUUUUCUUCACUCCCAUGGUCAGUCUAUCUAUGCUGCACAGGUUUGGACCAAAGCUUCCCUCCCAUAUUUAUGUGCUCUUGGCUAACAUGCACUUUCUUAUCCCUCCUGUAAUGAACCCUAUUGUUUAUGUAGUAAAAACCAAACAAAUUCGAGAAAGGAUCAUUAGGAUCCUUUUCAGGAAGGGUCCAGGUAAGCCCUAGGUAACAUUUUCAGGAUUUAAGUUGGUGCCUUGGCUGUAGAAAAUUUAAAAUAAUAAUAAAAGCCACUAAAACUCAGUCUACUUUAAUUAUCAUCAUUUGUAAGUAAUUUAAAACAAUAUCAGUGACCAAAAAACUACUCUCCAAAAAAAGCUUCUGUUGUCCUAGGUAUUAAGCAAUUUAUGUAGUCACUGUUGAGUUAUAAUAAUAGAUAAUCUUCAAGUCAUCUCCUUGUAAAUUUGUCUUUUAACAAACAUAUUGCAAAUAAAAGUAAAUUCAUAGUACUCCCUUCUAUACACAUAGUCAUGACUAGAGUAAGUCUAUAAAGAAUCAUUUGCAUAUUCUACAGGUGCAAUUCAAAUCUCCAAUUCCAGAAUCAUCAUAUAAUAUAUCAUUUAAAAUGUUGAUUCUAAAUAAACAAAGUGACUAUGGAAUCUAAGCUACUUUAAGACCAUCAUUUGGAUCUGACCAUUUCUAUCAUUUGUAUCUAAAAUUAAUAAGAAGGAAACAAUGUAUGAAUUCAGGCAUAACAGUUUAUUUUUGGUAACUGCAAAUUUGAAUUUUCACAUGAAACAUUUUAGUUAAUUAGAAAAAUCUUUGAAUCACACAUUUAUUAUUUUGUUUAUUUUUUAAUCAUGAAAACUAAUUACUACCAAAAAUAUUAUAUGAACUGAGUAAUUGGCUAGUUUCCAAAAUAGCAACUAUUUUGCUUUUUUUCAGUUUUAUUAGAAUACUCUUGUGAAAUGAUAUUUUUAAGAAUCUCUGCCAAAGAAAUUGGGACACUAAUACACUGCUGGUGGAGCUGUGAAUUGGUACAAUCAUUCUGGAGGUCAAUUUGGAACUAUGCAUAAAGGGCUUUAAAUGAAUACCUACCCUUUCACCCAGCCAUACCACUGUUGGGUUUGUAUCCCAAAGAGAUAAUAAGGAAAAAAGACUUGUACAAAAAUAUUUAUAGUUGCACUCUUUGUGGUAACAAAAAUUAGAAAAUGAGGGGGAUCUAUCAAUUGAGGAAUGACUGAAUAAAUUUUGGUACAUGCUGGUUAUGUAAUAUUAUUGUGCUGAAAGGAUAUAAUGAACUGGAGAAAUUCCAUGUGAACUAGAACAACCUCCAGGAAUUGAUGCAGAGUGAAAGGAGCAGAACCAGAACAUUAUAUACAGAGAAGGAUACAUGGUGACACAAUAGAAUAUAAUGGACUUCUCUACUAGCAGCAAAGCAAUGAUCCAGGACAAUUCUAAGGGACUUAAGAGAAAGAAUGUUAUCCACAUGCAGAGAAAGAACUGUGGGAGAAGAAACACAUUAGAGAGAUAUAUGAUUGAUCACAUAGUGCUUUAGGAAUGUGAUCAGGGUUUUGAUGUUAAAAGAUCACUCUACUGCAAAUAUGAAUAAAAUAGAAAUAGGUUUUAAAGAAUGAUACAUGUAUAAUCCAGUGGAACUCCUUGUCAGCAUUGGAAAGGGGGAAGAGAGUGCAGGGGAGGGGGGAUCAUGAAUCAUG